AUGAUUGGCCAGGAAGUGGGUGGCUUGAGUGGACUCAGGGCACCGAGUGGAGCUUUCGGAGAGGACUGCCAUCUGUCUUGGCGGCGCGUGGCGCAGGUGCCACACGAUACGGAUGCUGAGAUAGACGACAGACCAGACACUGAUCUCCAUUGCAGAGGAAACGUAGACGAGAGAAGUAAAGGGAGAACACAGGGCGUCAGUCAGUUCCCGCUUCAGCAACAGCUCCAACUCCAAGCAGACGCACAUACUCCGUACACGCAGAUACAUGCAGACCGGCAGGAGAGUUCGAUGAAUCUAGCGUGCUCAGUGUGCGGCUACCUCUACGAGUAUCAGGCCCAAACGGGAAGCUUGAGCACUGGGCAUCCAACGCCACGACGCCAGCUGCAAGUGCAGGACGCAAGACGCAAGACCAACUCUCUUGGAUCCAUCCAUACGGAUACAUGGCAUUCUCAGCAAAGUCGCACAGCCAAUCUGGUUAUCUCGUUCUCAUUCCCAUUGGCAGAUGGAUAUCUGCCCGACGUCCCUUCCAACCCCCGAGUUGCAGCGCCAUCUCCUCGUCCGUCCCUGCCAUUUUCACUUCUCACCCCUCAGGUUGGCUCUGGCUCCCAUCCACGCACAGCAAGCGACCGCGUCUCGGAGAAUGGGACGGCCUGA
This is a messenger RNA of Colletotrichum lupini, 654 nucleotides long. RefSeq lists its product as uncharacterized. Lineage: Eukaryota; Fungi; Ascomycota; Sordariomycetes; Glomerellales; Glomerellaceae. The transcript has 3 exons. Bases 1 to 654 code for a protein of 217 amino acids. The record is from RefSeq and is a predicted model, not a curated record.